This is a messenger RNA of Paramecium pentaurelia, 1385 nucleotides long. Lineage: Eukaryota; Ciliophora; Oligohymenophorea; Peniculida; Parameciidae. The record is from the annotation of a GenBank genome assembly.
AUGAAAUAUCAACUUUCUCCACCAUCAGAAGUGACUGUUGAAAUGAAAUAAGUAUUUUAUAUUUAGUUUUUAGAUUUUAAAUAUAAUAGACUUAUUUGAUUUAGAUUAGUUGUAAAGACUCUUGAAUCAUAAAAAUAUUUUUCAGAAGAACUAAUAUUUAUAAUAAUAUCUAUUAAACAAAAUAGACUAUGAAUUAGAAAACAUUGUAACAGAAAUCCAGAAGAAUCCUGUUUAUGAUUGCACCUAAUUAUUAAAAAGUAUCUAUGAUUUAAUGAUGAUAACAGAAAUAUAUUGGUAUAAGUUUAUUUUUAAUUUUUAUUUAGGAAUGGAUUUCUCUCAUAUGAUCAUGUAAUAAAUAUAAUUCAAUAUACUGAUAAACUUAUUGUUUAAGAUUAUUGUUUCUCUAUAUUAAUAAAUAUUCAUGAUUCUUAAUUUUAUGAAAAGAAUAGCAAAAGAAUAAAAUAGUUAAUAAUAAUCUUUUAAGAACAUGUUAAUUAUUUGUCAUCCUAAAAAAUAGAAUUAUUUGAUUUUUAUAUUUAAGAUCCAAUAAAAAUCUCUUUUGAUAUUGAAUACUUAGAACCAACAGAAUUAGAUAAGAGUUAUGAAGAUUUAUAAAAAGAUGAAUAAAAUCCCACAAUAAUAUCAAAUUAAUUCAAAUUAAGGGUAUUUAAUAUAAUAAUUUAUAUAUAGAAAAUUCUAAUAGAAGAUGAUAAUCAAAUAUCUGCUCUUGAUUCUUCAAGAAAACUCUUAAACAUAUAAAAUUAACAUUUUACACCUCUAUUAGAUAUUGUAAAAUAGAGAAUAAUCAUUAAAAGAGGUUUAUAAAAUAAUCCAUAGGAAACAAAGAAAAUUGUAAUCUUAUUGCAUUUUAAAUCAAUAAAACUAUCUAAAAUUCUAAAUAAGUUUUAUGAAGUUAAUAUGUAUCCAUUUGAAAACUAUUUAAAAUUGUUUCAUAAAAAAAUAAUUGAUCCUUCUAUAUUAAUUAUGUUAAUUGAUGAAUUAAAAGAAAAAAGUGAUCUUGAUUGUUUUAACAAUUCCGAAGAAAUAAUAAAAUAAUUACUUUAAGAUGUUUUGUCAAUGAAACAUAAAAAAUAAAUUCAAUAAUAUUAAGGAUAUCCUUUAGAGUAUAACAACCUAUAAAUUAUUGAUAACAUUUGUGUUAAAAAUGAAUCAAUAGUUUUUGGUAUCUUUGAAUUAAUUUAAUCAAAUGCAUGUAGUAAAUUUUUAAGGAAUGAUUCCUUCUUUGUUUUCGCAAUCUAAUAUUUAAAGCAAACUAUAAUUUUCUAAGAUAAUAAACUAAUGCUGCCUCCUAAAUAAUUGAUUAGAGCUAUUCAACUAAUAACUUCAUUAUUAAUAAAAAAUUAAACACAAAAACAGGAUUUUGA